Molecule: messenger RNA, 378 nt
Organism: Durotheca rogersii
Lineage: Eukaryota; Fungi; Ascomycota; Sordariomycetes; Xylariales; Xylariaceae
Exons: 2
Coding region: 78-296 (72 amino acids)
Source: RefSeq, a predicted model, not a curated record
CCAGAAGGGGAUGGGGACCGAGCCGUAGAAGCUCGAAGGGGCUCUGCGUCUCGGUAGGGGACGUUCACCUGGAUACUAUGCGCACCUUAGGUGUCUCCCAUGUUGUCGCCCGCGCCAUUCCAGCGCUUCUGCCCUUCUCCAGCGCCGGCCGGCUCUGCUCCGGCUUUGUUCCGUAUCGAAGAACCCCCAAUUGUGAAGGUUGUAAAGGGGGCAUGCGCCGUCGGGGGGGGGGAACUUGGUCGGUGCUGUGUGUGGUCAGGUACUGCCUCGUGUACCCCAUAAGUGCCUCUGCGUAGUACCCCUAACUAUAGACGCAGCUACGAAGCCGGCCAUCCCCGCCGGGCGACAAAUCAACCGCAACCGCAUCGGGUGUACCGU